Anneissia japonica is the source of this 972-nucleotide messenger RNA. Its product is annotated as ribosomal oxygenase 2-like. Gene Ontology annotation, cellular component: nucleolus. Lineage: Eukaryota; Metazoa; Echinodermata; Crinoidea; Comatulida; Comatulidae. The transcript has 4 exons. Gene Ontology annotation, molecular function: histone H3K36 demethylase activity; histone H3K4 demethylase activity. The record is from RefSeq and is a predicted model, not a curated record. Bases 85 to 780 code for a protein of 231 amino acids.
GGGGUCGAAGGUCAGUGUUGUUAAUAUUAAUGAAAAAACGUGGUUGGUUGAGUUGGUGGUCGGUUGUAAAGCAGCAUCAACAAUAUGGGAAGAAAAAAGACUAAAAAGAGAGAAGCAAGUGGAGAUGUGGAUAUAGAAAUGGUCAUGAAAAAACCUUUACUUUCUUCUGGUCAUCAGAGUACUCCAGAAGAUAUCUUUAAAUCUCUGCUCCAAGGUUCAAAUCUAACUUUGAGUGAAUUCUUUGCCAAGUACUGGGAACAAAAACCACUAAUCAUAUCAAGAGAACAAAGAAAAACAAAAGAUAAUAACUAUUCUGAAUACUGUUCACUUGCUAUAUUGAAACAAAUAUUAAAUGAAAAUGACUUGAAAUUUGUACACGAUUUAAAUGUUUGUCGGUAUGUGGAUGGACGCCGUGAGGACCUGAAUGGUAAAGGUGUCGUGAAGGUUGGAAAACUUGAAAGCCUAAUAUCGAAGAAGAACGCAACUGUUCAAUUUCAUCAGCCACAGCGUUUCCAGGAUUCUCUUUGGAAGAUUUGUUCAUCCUUAGAGUGCUAUUUUCAGUGCUUGGUUGGUGCAAAUGUUUACAUAACACCUGGAGGAUCGCAGGGAUUGGCCCCUCACUACGAUGAUGUUGAGGUGUUUAUACUUCAGUUGGAAGGUGAGAAGCAUUGGAGAUUGUAUGAACUACCUGAAGAAGAGAGACUACCCAGAAACUACAGCAGAGAUUUGGAUCCUGCCUCACUUAACACACCUACACAUGAUUUUGUUUUGAAGGUUUGAUUACUUCUUUACAACAUUAAUGAUCAGUGGCGGAUCCAGGAUUAGGGGACCCGGGAGGGACUUUUACAGGCAGAGGGCGUAGACCACCCCAAUCCCUUCAUGGUUGGAGUUGAGGUAAGCAGUGGCAUAUCUAGGUGAUGCGCGGAGAGCACACGCCUUUCUAAAAAAUACUCGUGUCUUCCCAAAAAAAAU